Molecule: messenger RNA, 4670 nt
Organism: Amborella trichopoda
Lineage: Eukaryota; Viridiplantae; Streptophyta; Magnoliopsida; Amborellales; Amborellaceae
Source: RefSeq, a predicted model, not a curated record
CCAGGGUCCCAAGUUAACAUUAAAAAAUUCAAAAUUAAAAAGAAAUUAUAUACCCAAUGGGAAUUGAAAAGCUAUCCGGGUCUAUUUGUUUUUGAGCAGACAUACACAGGGAACAUAUUGAUUGCUGUCAAUCCAUUCCGAAGACUGCCCCACUUGUAUGACGUCCACAUGAUGGAGCAGUACAAGGGAGCAGCAUUUGGGGAGCUUAGCCCUCAUUUGUUUGCUGUUGCUGAUGCAUGCUACAGAGCCAUGAUCAAUGAGCAAGGCAGUCAAUCAAUUUUGGUAAGUGGAGAGAGUGGAGCUGGUAAAACAGAAACCACAAAAAUGCUUAUGAGAUACCUUGCAUUCAUGGGUGGUCGAUCGGGGACAGAGGGAAGGACAGUAGAGCAACAGGUUCUAGAGUCAAACCCUGUUCUUGAAGCAUUUGGGAAUGCCAAAACUGUCAAGAAUAACAACUCCAGUCGUUUUGGUAAAUUUGUUGAACUCCAAUUCGACAUGUACGGAAAGAUUUCCGGGGCUGCAGUCCGAACAUAUCUUCUUGAACGCUCUCGUGUCUGCCAAGUCUCCGAUCCUGAGAGGAAUUACCAUUGCUUCUACAUGCUCUGUGCUGCACCGCCUGAGGAUGUAAAGAAAUUCAAAGUGGCAGACCCCAGAUCAUUUCAUUAUCUAAACCAGACAAACUGUUACGAAGUAGCAAAUGUGAAUGAUGCCAGGGAGUAUUUGGAGACAAGAAAUGCCAUGGAUGUCGUGGGAAUCAGCCCGGAAGAACAGGAUGCAAUAUUCCGAGUUGUGGCGGCAAUUCUGCACCUUGGCAAUGUAGAAUUUGCAAAAGGAAAGGAAAUUGAUUCUUCUGCUCCAAAAGAUGAUAAAGCAAUCUACCAUCUUCAAACUGUUGCAGAGCUCUUGAUGUGUGAUGUAAAUGCCCUAGAGGAUUCUCUCUGCAAGAGAGUAAUUGUAACACGAGAUGGGAACAUAACGAAACUUCUCGACCCCGAAGCAGCUGCUUUGAACCGUGAUGCAUUAGCAAAGACUAUCUACUCCAGGCUAUUCGACUGGAUAGUGGACAAAAUCAACAUCUCUAUCGGACAGGACCCUAAUGCAGCCAGCUUGAUAGGAGUUCUCGAUAUCUAUGGCUUUGAGAGUUUCAAAAUUAACAGCUUUGAGCAGCUCUGCAUCAACCUAACAAAUGAAAAGCUGCAACAGCAUUUCAACCAGCAUGUAUUUAAGAUGGAACAGGAGGAGUACACGAGAGAAGAGAUCAACUGGAGCUACGUUGAGUUCAUAGAUAAUCAGGAUGUAUUGGAUCUUAUAGAGAAGAAACCAGGAGGAAUAAUCGCUCUUCUUGAUGAAGCCUGUAUGUUCCCAAAAUCCACUCAUGAAACAUUUGCACAAAAGAUGUACCAAACAUAUAAAGGCCACAAGCGAUUCAGCAAACCUAAACUUGCCCGUACAGAUUUCACUAUCAACCAUUAUGCUGGUGAUGUGACUUAUCAGGCAGAUCAAUUUCUUGACAAAAACAAGGAUUAUGUUGUAGCCGAGCAUCAGGCAUUGUUGAAUGCAUCUACAUGUCCGUUUGUUGCCAACCUCUUUCCUCCAUCACCAGAGGAAUCUUCAAAAUCAUCCAAAUUCUCAUCUAUUGGGACUCGCUUCAAGCAACAACUGCAAGCUCUUAUGGAGACCUUGAGUACAACAGAACCACACUAUAUCAGAUGUGUGAAACCAAACACUGUCCUAAAGCCAGGCAUUUUUGAAAAUUUUAAUGUACUAAACCAGCUAAGAUGUGGGGGAGUUCUGGAGGCAAUCAGAAUAAGUUGUGCAGGUUAUCCUACAAAGAGAACUUUCGAUGAGUUUCUUGACCGUUUUGGAAUGCUUGCUCCAGAUUUACCAGAUGGUUUGGAUGAGAAGACAGCAUGUGUGGCCAUUUGUGACAGAAUGGGCUUGCAGGGCUACCAGAUAGGAAAAACAAAGGUGUUUCUAAGAGCAGGGCAGAUGGCCGAACUAGAUGCUCGAAGAAUUGAAGUAUUAGCAAAUGCCGCACGGCUCAUCCAACGCCAAAUACGGACACAUCUCACUCAAAAAGAAUUCAUUGCCUUACGCAGAGCCACAAUUCAUUUGCAAAAAAUAUGGAGAGGUAUAUCCCAUCAUUCAAUAUGUAUUUGUAUGUCCCUUUUUCUAGUCAAUUUGGAUGGAAAUACUCUCGUAAUUCAUCCAUACGAACUUUUUUUUUCCCUUUUGGAUACUGCAGCACAGCUUGCUCGUAAACUUUAUGAACUUAUGAGAAGGGAAGCUGCUUCACUACGCAUACAGAAACAUGCACGCACUCAUAAAGCCAGAAAGGAAUAUACAGAACUACGUGCAUCUGCUGUAGUUAUUCAAACAGGAUUGCGUGCCAUGGCAGCCCAUAAUGAAUAUCGGUUCAGAAGAAGAACCAAGGCUGCUAUAAUUGUUCAGACUCGAUGGCGAAGAUUCCAAGCUCUUUCAGCUUAUAAGAGGCAAAAGAAAACUACCCUCACUCUUCAAUGCCUUUGGAGAGGAAGAGUGGCAAGAAAAGAGCUGCGGAAACUCAGAAUGGCUGCCAGGGAAACAGGAGCACUCAAAGAAGCAAAGGACAAGCUGGAGAAGCGUGUUGAGGAGCUCACAUGGCGGUUGGACAUUGAAAAGCAUAUGAGGAUUGAUCUUGAAGAAGCGAAAGCACAAGAGAUUGCAAAGCUUCAAUCUGCUUUGCAAGAAAUGCAAGAGCGAUUGGAUGAGGCCAAUUCCAUGAUCAUAAAAGAAAUGGAAGCAGCAAAACUAGCAAUUGCCCAGGCACCCCCAGUUAUAAAAGAGGUGCCAGUUGUGGAUAAUUCCAAGAUAGACUUGCUGACCCACCAGAAUGAGGAGCUAAAGGUUGAGCUAAAUGAAGUGAAAAAGAAAAAUGAGGAUAUUGAGAAAAGAUAUUCUGAAAUACAAGAACAGAGUGAAGAAAGUCUACAAGUUGCAGCAGAAGCACAGUCAAGAGUUCAUGAGCUUGAAGAGUCUAUACAAAGGCUAGAAGCAAACUUGUCCAACUUGGAAACAGAGAACCAGGUUCUGCGUCAGCAAGCUCUGGAAGCAUCAAAAAAUGAUGAUCUCUCUGAGGAAAACAAAAUACUCAAAGACAAGAUCUCGAAAUUAGAGUCAGAGAAUCAGAUGCUCCGCGAUCAGACUGCAGCAUUACCAAUGACAGUUCCUACUAAACAGUUAGAGCCCCCACUUACUCAGGUGGUGCAAAGUCUGGAAAAUGGACAUGAAGUCAUUGAGGAUCACAAGGUAGAAAAAGAAGUGUUGCCUCCCGUGCCCCCACUUAACAAACAGAAAUCACUGACUGACAGGCAGCAAGAAAACCAUGAUACUCUUAUCAAAUGCCUAAUGGAGGAUAAGAGAUUUGACAAGAACAGGCCUGUCGCAGCAUGCAUCGUCUAUAAAUCACUGCUUCAGUGGAGAUCAUUUGAAGCAGACAAGACCAACAUCUUCGAUCGCAUCAUUCACGCAAUCAGGUCAUCUGUUGAGAAUCAAGAUAAUGUUGUAGAUCUUGCUUAUUGGCUUUCAACCACAUCCACGCUUCUGUUCCUUCUGCAAAAUACCCUCAAGGCCAGCAAUACGCCCAACAUGGCUUCACAGAGGGGUCGUAUUUCAUCUCUGACCUUAUUUGGCAGGAUGGCACAAGGUUUCCGAUCUUCACAAACAGCUCUGGGAAUUUCAAGUGGGUACAGUGGAAUGAUAGGGAAGCCAGAUGUGUCAUCCAGAGUGGAAGCCAAGUAUCCUGCUCUCUUGUUCAAGCAGCAACUCACAGCAUACGUCGAGAAAAUCUAUGGGAUGAUCCGAGAUACUUUGAAAAAAGAGAUUACCCCAUUUUUGAAUAUGUGCAUACAGGCACCAAGAUCUACGCGGGCUAGAACAAUAAGGGGGUCAUCCAGAAGUAUCCAGGCAAGCAUCGCAGCAAAACAAGCAUCAAGCAUACACUGGCAAAGCAUCGUGAAGAGCAUGAACAAUACGUUGGACAUAAUGCAUGAAAACCAUGUGCCUUCCAUGAUUGUACGAAAGAUGUACAGCCAGAUAUUGGGGUACAUAAAUGUGCAGCUUUUCAACAGCUUACUUCUGCGCCGUGAGUGCUGCUCUUUUAGUAACGGAGAAUAUGUCAAAGCAGGAUUGCUAGAACUCGAACAAUGGUGCUCAAAGGCAACAGAAGAAUUUGUUGGCACGUCCUGGGAUGAACUUCAGCACAUCCGUCAGGCUGUAGGAUUUCUGGUUGCACAUCAAAAGCCUCAGAAAUCACUGGACGAGAUCGCAAAAGAACUCUACCCAGUGUUGAGCAUACCACAAAUUUAUCGAAUAGGUACCAUGUUCUGGGAUGACAAAUACGGCACACAGGGUCUAUCUCCUGAAGUUAUAAGCAAGAUGAGAGCUCUAAUGGCAGAAGAAUCAGCAAGCAUGCCCAGUGAUUCAUUCCUACUGGAUGAUGAUUCAAGCAUACCAUUUUCGCUGGAAGACAUAUCUCGAUCUGUAUUGGACAUAAGCUUAUCAGAGGUGGAGCCCCCGCCAUUGCUGCGCCACAACUCCGCGUUUCACUUCUUGCUGCAGCGUGCAGAGUGACCCAACUCUCUCUCUCUCUCUAGAAUUUGUAGUAUUCGUUCGCGCUCACUCUCUCUCUA